GGAAAACAAAAAUUUUUUAAUAUCACAUAUACGUUAAGUUUGUGUAACACGGGGGUUCGAGUUUGACGGUCACCUGUUUUUCUCAACCUACCUUGCCACAGAAGACAAUAUGUAAGAGCUUGGUACAUUGGAAGAAGUAUGAAACCAAAUUAAGAUGCGUCUGUCUACCCAAACGCAAUCGUCCAGUGCCAGACUAAGUUUUAAUAAUUUAGAGUUUAAUAAAAAUGACUCGAUGGAACAAGUACUAAAUAUACCUGAGAAUGCUGAAAAUAAGCCGAAAUUAUUAAAUAUUCGGAAUAAAAGCGGAAAAAAUUCAUAUGAAGAAGAAAAUGACAAGUCUAAGUAUAUGCUAUUUCAUCAUAUUAAUGAAAAUGAGUGCAAACUACAUACAAAUCCUCCACAAUGCCUUCGACCGCACCAAGAAAUAUUGCUGCAAAUGCAGUGUAUGAAAUCUGCUUUGUCCAAAAAGGAAAAGCAGGUGGAAAACCAAUCUACUGAUAUCGUAAUCGAUUUAAGUAAAAAUUCGGUAGGAAAGCCUACCAAUGCGACCGAAGCAAGUUCAAUUAGAAAUAUUGGUUGCAUCGCAGAGACUAUCUCUUCAGGUGUAUCAUCCUCAAAUCAAGUGAAGCAGAUCACGUCAAUUGAUGGCUUUUUCAACAGAAAGCGUGGACGACCACCAAAAAAUCGAUUCGUUGAAGUCUAUAAAAAUUUCCAGCAUAUUGAUGUUCAAUUCGAAGAUACGCGGCUGCAGCGAAUGCAACUUGACUGGCGCCCAUAA
Messenger RNA from Teleopsis dalmanni, 778 nucleotides. RefSeq lists its product as uncharacterized. The record is from RefSeq and is a predicted model, not a curated record. The transcript has 3 exons. Lineage: Eukaryota; Metazoa; Arthropoda; Insecta; Diptera; Diopsidae. The coding region runs from base 155 to 778 and encodes 207 amino acids.